GGCGCGGGCGCUCGACGGCGGGGACGAGGCGGGAGAGCGCGGGGGUGCUGCUGCGCCGCCGCCCCGCCGCCACGAUGGCAGGCCCGUGAGGCUCCGCGGAGGGUCGCAUCGCCGGAGUAGGCGCCGCCGCCGCCGGAGCAGCCGCGGCGGUGGCGGUGGCGGUGCCGGCCGAGGAUGGGCCGGCCCGCGGGACGCCCCGAGCGCCUGUGCCGGGGGCUGCUGGCGCUGCUGCUGGCGCUGGGCCGCCUGGCGCCGCCGCUGCUGGCCAAGAGCCUGGAGCCGGUCUCCUGGAGCGCCGCCAACACCAAGUUCGUGUCCGGCACAGGGCUGGUGAUUUACCCAGAAAUUGGGGACAAGCUGGAUAUCAUCUGUCCGAAGGCGGAUCCAUCCAAACCGUAUGAAUAUUACAAACUGUACCUAGUAAAGCGGGACCAAGCGGAGUUCUGCAGCACCAUCAUGGACCCAAAUGUGUUGGUGACCUGCAACAGGCCCGAGCUGGAAAUCCGUUUUACCAUCAAAUUCCAGGAGUUCAGCCCCAACUACAUGGGCUUGGAGUUCAAAAGAUACCAGGAUUACUUUAUCACAUCCACGUCCAACGGGUCCCUCGAGGGCUUGGAGAACAGAGAAGGCGGAGUGUGCCAAACACGCUCCAUGAAGAUCAUCAUGAAAGUGGGACAGGAUCCCAAUGCGGUGAUGCCAGAGCAGCUGACCACAAGCCAGCCCACCAAGGAUUCAGGCAGUGCGGGGAACGUCGCCACGCAAAGCCCCCAUCACAGAUUCCCCCCUGUGGUGGAGGUCCCAGGGAAGCCAGACCCUGUUAACCAAGAUGGCCAGGAUACCCAAAGACCUACCGACGGAUUCUUCAGCUCCAAGGUGGCCGUGUUUGCUGCGAUCGGGGCUGGCUGUGUCAUUUUCAUCCUCAUCCUCAUCUUCCUCAUCGUCCUUCUCAUCAAGAUCCGAAAACGGCACCGGAAGCACACGCAGCAGCGGGCGGCAGCCCUGUCACUCAGCACCCUGGCCAGCCCCAAGAGCAGCGGCAACGCCGGCUCCGAGCCCAGCGACAUCAUCAUCCCUUUGCGGACUACGGAGAACAACUACUGCCCUCAUUACGAGAAAGUCAGCGGAGACUACGGGCACCCGGUCUACAUUGUCCAGGAGAUGCCCCCGCAGAGCCCGGCGAACAUUUAUUACAAGGUUUGAGGACAAACCUUGCCGCCCCACUGCGAAGCCCUCCGGGUGCCAGGGGAGAAGAGGAGGAGGGCCUGCCUGCCCCCUCGAGCACUUCCCUCCCUCGAUUAGCAUUUAGCCUUGUAGUUUGAAGCUUUUCAGACCCAGGAUUUGAGGGGGUGUGCGUGGGGUGUGUGUGUGCUCUCGUCCCACCUUCUGCUCCCAGCCUGCUUUGUGGCCCUCACUUGGGCUCUGUGCCUUUCUCGCUCUUGAACCCACCCGGGAAACCCCAAGUUGGCCACCGCCACGUUUUGGGGGCAGAUUUUCUGGCUCCUUGUUGCCAUUUUGUUCGGGGGGGAGGGGGGGCAUUGUUGGGAGGGAAGCCACACCCAGCCUGGCACUCCAAAGGAGGGAGGGCAUGCUAGUCCCUGCGGGGCAGAGCUUGGGGACGUGCUGAGAAAGGAGUCUACCUAGCCCCAUGUUUUAUAUAUAUAUACACACACACAUAUAUAUAUAUAAUUCUAAAGUAUUUUUUGUAACUUUUUAAAAAAUGGCGACAAGAUUGGACUUGUGAGCUGCCUCCUGCAGUUUCCCAGCACAAGCUCAUCCGCAGUCCUUCCCUGUCCCUCCGUCCGGCCUCGGGCCUCAUCCACUCAUCAUCCCACUGGACACUCACCUCCUCAUGCUCCGUGUCUGCUGUGAGAAAGGCGCACCUUUCUUCGUUUUGGUUUCUUUUUGCUAAUUUAUGAAGCAAUUU
Pseudonaja textilis is the source of this 1924-nucleotide messenger RNA. RefSeq names its product ephrin B1 (gene EFNB1). Gene Ontology annotation, cellular component: plasma membrane. Gene Ontology annotation, molecular function: ephrin receptor binding. Gene Ontology annotation, biological process: ephrin receptor signaling pathway; axon guidance. The record is from RefSeq and is a predicted model, not a curated record. Lineage: Eukaryota; Metazoa; Chordata; Lepidosauria; Squamata; Elapidae.